This is a messenger RNA of Trichomonas vaginalis G3, 201 nucleotides long. RefSeq names its product protein of unknown function, DUF4106 family. The record is from RefSeq and is a predicted model, not a curated record. NCBI's taxonomy places the organism in Eukaryota, Parabasalia, Trichomonadida, Trichomonadidae. The annotation marks the transcript as partial. The transcript has a single exon.
AUGCAAACAAUACGCGAAGACUCAAAUACAAACUAUGACAAAAUCUUUCUAGGAUAUAGGUUACCUGAGAUGGGCGACCAGAGCCCAAAGGCAAAAAGGACAUGGGAAAUUUACAACAUACUAGGUGAACAUGAGGCAAAGAUGCAACAACUUGAAGCAGAGGGCAAGUUACCAAAAGCGACACCAAAGAAGAAGAGAAGA